Arabis nemorensis is the source of this 1629-nucleotide messenger RNA. NCBI's taxonomy places the organism in Eukaryota, Viridiplantae, Streptophyta, Magnoliopsida, Brassicales, Brassicaceae. The record is from the annotation of a GenBank genome assembly.
AUGGCGAUUUCAGAAGAAGAAGCGAAACUCGGAAUGUUCCUUGAUUGGCUUCAGGUGAACGGAGCUGAACUACGAGGCUGCAACAUCAAAUAUUCCGAUUCCCGAAAAGGAUUUGGCAUAUUCGCCUCCAGCUCCACUGAAGCUUCCGAUGAUGUUUUGCUUGUUGUUCCGCUUGAUUUGGCCAUUACUCCUAUGAGAGUUCUUCAGGAUCCUCUACUGGGUCCAGAGUGUCAGAAAAUGAUCGAACAAGGACAAGUAGAUGACCGGUUUCUCAUGAUUCUGUUCCUCACUUUGGAGCGUCUUCGUAAAAACUCUUCUUGGAAGCCGUAUCUUGAUAUGCUUCCUACUCGUUUUGGCAAUCCUCUUUGGUUUUCCGAUGAUGAGAUCCUUGAGCUGAAAGGGACAAACUUGUAUCACGCUACCGAGUUACAGAAGAAGAAGCUAUUUUCACUUUACCAUGAGAAAGUGGAGGGUCUCGUGAAAAAGCUUCUUGUUUUGGAUGGCGAUUCCGAAAGUGAGGUCUCCUUUGAACACUUCCUCUGGGCCAAUUCUGUAUUCUGGAGUCGUGCCUUGAACAUUCCUCUUCCACAUUCUUUCGUUUUUCCACAAAUCCAGGAAGAUGUUGGCGGAUGCCCAUCAACAAGUCAUACACCUGAAACGAAUCCAGUUAAUUCAAAUGGGGAAAAAGAUAUUUCGGCUCCAGUCUCUAGCGCAACAUCUGUAGGGCCCGGAGAUACUGUGUGGGUUGAGGGGCUUGUUCCUGGCAUUGACUUUUGCAACCAUGAUUUGAAGCCUGUGGCGACUUGGGAAGUUGAUGGGACCGGAUCAGUAUCUAGAGUUCCUUUCUCCAUGUACCUUCUCUCCGUUGCACAAAAUCAUAUCCCAGACAAGGAGAUUACGAUCAGUUAUGGUAACAAAGGAAAUGAGGAGCUUCUUUACCUAUACGGAUUUGUGAUAGAGAACAAUCCAGAUGAUUAUCUCAUGGUACAUUAUCCUGUGGAGGCGAUUCCGAGUAUCCCUUUUUCUGACUCCAAGGGACAGCUUCUUGAAGCUCAGAACGCUCAACUCCGGUGUCUACUGCCAAAAUCGGUUCUGGAUCGUGGGUUUUUCCCACAAGCCACAUCAAAAGUCAGAGAAAGCGAGGAGAAAGAAACAGUCAGAUCCUGUAAUUUCAGUUGGUCUGGGCAGCGCAAGAUGCCCUCAUAUAUGACCAAACUAGUUUUCCCAGAAGAUUUUAUGACUGGCUUGAGGACCAUUGCCAUGCAAGAAGAUGAGAUUUACAAGGUCUCAGCUAUGCUCGAAGAGCUUGUAGAGUCAAGACCAGACGAGCAACCUUCUGAAACUGAGGUCAGGAUGGCGGUAUGGGAAGCAUGCGGGGAUUCUGGAGCUUUGCAGUUACUUGUGGAUCUCCUUAAUACAAAGAUGAUGAAGCUGGAAGAGAAUUCGGGCAGUGAAGAACAAGAUGCUUGGCUCCUCGAGGAGGCAUCGAGGGAGUUGGAGGAUGGGAGAAGGAUGAGCAGAAACAAGUGGUCAAGCGUAGUGUACCGGAGAGGGCAAAAGCAACUCACAAGACUGUUGAUGAAGGAAGCCGAGCAUGCCCUUCACUUAGCCCUCUCCUCUGACCAUUGA